Messenger RNA from Striga hermonthica, 336 nucleotides. NCBI's taxonomy places the organism in Eukaryota, Viridiplantae, Streptophyta, Magnoliopsida, Lamiales, Orobanchaceae. The record is from the annotation of a GenBank genome assembly.
AUGAACUCCGGCAAGAGAAAGAUGACGAACGUUGUCGGCGGGGCUGCCGAGCAAACGCCGGCAAACAACCAACUUCAUUUCUUUAGUAGUCUCCCGAGCGACCUCCACUUUGCACCUCCGGCCGACGGCGGCCGCCAGUCGCAGGUGCAGCAGAUACUCAACACUGCCGCCGCCGCCCGGCCACGCAAACCAUUCUCCUUUACAUCCCUGCUGACGGCCGACGAUGAUGAUUACGUGGACCCCCUCGCAGAGGAGAUCAGAAACCAGCGGGAACAAGUCAAUCAAAUCAUCUUGCUCCACGUAUCACACUUUUUUUUUCCAUAUAUACUACUUUAA